This is a messenger RNA of Echinostoma caproni, 2133 nucleotides long. The record is from the annotation of a GenBank genome assembly. NCBI's taxonomy places the organism in Eukaryota, Metazoa, Platyhelminthes, Trematoda, Plagiorchiida, Echinostomatidae.
AUGUUGGCUGAUGCAGAAGACCCCCGCAUGGCUCCGCAUUGUUCCGCCUCUGCGAGUGAAACAGGAAAUUUGUUUGUCGACACUUCCUCCUCAAUCCAGAAAGACAUGGAAGCCAAACAAUGUGUCUUGCUUGAAACUGCACGUCAGGACAUUCAGAAUAUUAUGAAAUCUUGUCGUGGAUCAAAGGAGACUUCAUUACUUCCGGAAAUGGCUCAACGAAUGCUUCGUUGUUUGUGGCUGAACGAAUCAGUCAUUCUGGGUUUGCUUAUCCCAAUGCUCAAUUCCGCUGCCAGGCACCACCAGUAUGCUACCGACAUUCUCUUCAUGGAUAGCGUACUCGUAUCACCUUCCCUCUGUCGACUGCCUCGUUACGUGGGAGGUUUGGCCUACGAGCAUCCAGAGACCGCGAUCUAUUCCCGUGUAGUCAAACGAGCCGAAUGUCUGUGUCAUAUUGUGAAUUAUAUCAACCAACAGUCAACGUCGAUCGAUUCUAACCCGGACCAGUCAAUCACUGCAGAUCUGUCCACUGUAUCCGAAAUAUCCACUGUCAAUUCGGUCUCUCGAGCCGAGGGUGCUCUGAAACUGGCCAGUCUAUUUCUUCAAGCCGCGGUGAAUGGCCUGUAUGACAGCAAUGCAACUACCGUUCCUACUGGUUUGGAGUCCAAAUCAGGUGUCGGUGCCGCCGUACGAUUGCCUGGGCUUAGGCAAAGGUUGGAAAAAAAGGAAGGCUUGUUUCGUAUGCAUAUGAUGGGUAAACGUGUAAAUUACGCCUGUCGUUCGGUCAUUAGCCCUGAUCCGAAUUUGGAUGUCACCGAGGUCGGAGUUCCGCUGUUUUUCGCACGAAAACUAACGUUUCCCGUCCCCGUGACUAAAUUCAACUUGGAUCGCUUGCGUCAACUUGUCACGAACGGACCGGAUAAAUACCCAGGCGCUCGAAGCUUAGAAACACCGGAUGGUCGACUGUUGCAUUUACCCAACGGUACUUCAAGUCAAUCUGAGCGGCGAAGGGCAGUGAUUGCGCGUCGACUUGCUCCAUUAAACGCGGAUUGUUCGGGAGUUCCCUUCAUUGUACAUCGUCAUUUGAUGGAAGGAGAUAUGCUUCUGAUGAAUCGACAGCCUACUUUGCACAAACCUUCAAUGCAGGCUCAUCAUGUCCGCAUCAUUUAUUCGUCGGGAGCUAAAACAUUGCGCAUGCAUUACUCCAAUUGUCGUGCCUACAAUGCCGAUUUUGACGGGGAUGAAAUGAACGGACAUUUGGUGCAGAGUUAUGCUGCUCAAGCAGAACUGGAACUCUUAGCUUCUGUUCCACAUCAUUACCUGGUCCCUAAGGACGGUUCUCCUCUGGCCGGUUUAAUUCAGGACCACGUGAUCGCUGCGGUCAAACUGACUAUGCGUGAUCGUUUCUUUGAUCAUUCUGACUACAUGGACUUAGUCUACCACUCCGUGCGGUCCAUAUUCAAUGUGGCUCGCCGGUCCGGGAGUGGUCCUCCGGCUCUAGUUACCCUACCACCGGCCAUUCUCUGGCCAAAACGAUUGUGGACCGGCAAACAGGUUAUUUCCACACUUUUAAUGAAUCUAACCCCUGCUGGACUACCGUAUUUGAAUCUGACCUUGCGUGGGCGUCGUACCAAAGCCGAGCUGUGGUCCGGUGCCGCACCUGGGCAACCGACUCCGUUGAGUGAUGUCGAUGUUGUGGUCUGUGAUGGUUAUCUAGCUUCGGGGAUGCUAGACAAAGCACAUAUAGGAUCUUCAUCCGGUGGUCUAGUUCAUUGUGUAUACGAGGCGUACGGGCCGGAAUCAGCCGCUCAUUUGUUGAAUGGGAUCAACCUGUUGGCGAAUCAGCUCUUGAAAAUCACCGCAUUUACCAUGGGUAUCAAGGAUAUGCUGUUGUCUGCCGAGGCGAAUGCCGAUCGGACGCGUAGGUUUGAAAAUUUGAAGGACUUGGGUUUGUGCGCGUUUGCGGAUGCGUUCGAAUUGACUGCAGAUCAAUUAUCUGAACAGGAGGUUCGUCGAAUGUACCGGAAAGCCCAUUUUGCUCCGAGCACAGAUCAGACCUUGUCCAAGCGUAUGGUUCAGCUGGAUUUGGCGAUGAAAAAUCGUCUGAAGAGAGCCCAAGAUGCGGUCUGCGAGUGA